Messenger RNA from Candidula unifasciata, 609 nucleotides. NCBI's taxonomy places the organism in Eukaryota, Metazoa, Mollusca, Gastropoda, Stylommatophora, Geomitridae. The record is from the annotation of a GenBank genome assembly.
AUGUCCGGCUGGUUGUUUCUUUUCCUGGCCGUAGCCUCUUGUCCCCUCGCGCCGGCCAGGAAAGACAAGGGCAAGAACGACGAUGUCGCUGAGAAGUGGAAGAAAAAGGACAUAAGGGACUAUAAUGAUGCAGAUAUGGAACGGCUGCUUGAUCAGUGGGAGGAAUCAGAUGAGGACAAAUUAGAAGAGGAUGAGCUGCCAGAAUGGAAAAGAGAGCCACCAAAGAUUGACAUGUCGCAGAUUGACCCUACUGACCCAGAAGGUUUUCUCAAAAUGUCCAAAAAGGGCAGGACCCUGAUGAUGUUUGCAACAGUUUCAGGGAACCCCACAGAAGAAGAGACAGAGAAACUGUCCAGUCUCUGGCACAGCAGUUUGUUCAAUGCUCAUAUUGAGACUCAGAGGUAUGUGGUGGGAGCCAACAGGGUACUGUUUAUGCUGAAAGAUGGGGCCAAGGCCUGGGAGAUUCGAGACUUCCUUGUGAAGCAGGAGCGCUGUGAGGAAGUGUCCAUUGAAGGACAGAGCUACCCUGGGGCAGGGGCAGAUGGAAAGAAAAGUGGAGAAGAGAAGAAGCCAUCAAAAAAAGGCAAGAGCAAGAAGGUAGAAUUGUAA